Sorex fumeus (smoky shrew) is the source of this 430-nucleotide messenger RNA. Its product is annotated as interferon-induced transmembrane protein 3-like. The record is from RefSeq and is a predicted model, not a curated record. Gene Ontology annotation, cellular component: plasma membrane. The coding region runs from base 26 to 373 and encodes 115 amino acids. Gene Ontology annotation, biological process: defense response to virus; type I interferon-mediated signaling pathway; response to type II interferon. The transcript is spliced from 2 exons. NCBI's taxonomy places the organism in Eukaryota, Metazoa, Chordata, Mammalia, Eulipotyphla, Soricidae.
UCUCUUGCUUCCCCCACAAAGAAAGAUGAUCAAAGAGGAGCACGAGGUGGCCAUGCUGGGGGCGCCCCAGCAUAGGGGAGCCCCUGUGACCUCCACCGUGAUCAACAUCCAGCCUGAGGUCCCCCCGGUGGUCGACCACGUCGUCUGGUCUCUGUUCAACACCCUCUUCUUGAAUGUCUGCUGCCUGGGCUUCAUGGCUUUCACCUACUCCGUGAAGUCUAGGGACAGGAAGAUGGUGGGCGACAUGAUUGGGGCCCGGAGCUAUGCAUCCACUGCCAAAUGCCUGAACAUCUGCAGCCUGAUCGUGGGCCUCUUCUUCAUUGGAAUCAUCAUCAUUGCUUUGAUAGCCACCCGCAGGGAAUUUGUAGUAUGAAAGAAUGCGGAGGGAUGGAGGAUGCUAGAAUCUCGUCGCCUCGUGAUGGCCCCUCAU